GCGGAGCUCCGUGCCAUGACGCGCGCUUGGAAAAGGACACGCACUGCGAACUGUACUGAGUUGUUUAAGUCCACUUGAAGCGCACGGACCGUUCCGGGAAGGGAAGCUGCGAAACUUGUCUGUUAAAGGAUCUGUGUGGCUUUUGAACAGUGUGCUUGGGUUCAAUGAGAUGUUUUGCUCUGCAAGUGACUCUGGAAGUCUCUGCCAAUCAUGGAGAGUGAGGCUGAGUGUCUGCUGCUGUUGAUGCUGAUCACUGGGAGUCCGAGUGCCUCAUGCGAUGCCCACCUAUCACUGUCCCCCUGACUUGGUAACCAUGGAUGUCCAAGUGCAGCCCAACCUCCACUACGGGGUCAACGGAGGUCACGAGAGCACCGCCGGUACCCGCGCACGAUCCACCGAUGAUGACACGCUACAGUUUCUGAGUCGGGAGGAGAAAGAAUGCAUCCUCUUUUUCGAGGAGACGAUCGACUCCCUGGAGGAGUCCCUGAAGGAGGAGGAGGGGCCGGCUCUCUCCUCAGGUAACAACACACCUGUGGAAGACGGAUCCGUCCCCCCUAGCCCCGUCCAGACGUCCACACCUGUGGCAGUAGAACCCCCGUACAUCCGGCGAGACAGUGACAUCAUUGACCUGGUCCACUCCACGUCCAACCACACCAUGCCAGAUUUCCAGAGUCUGGCGGUGGCUCCCGAGGCCCACUUUGAGAACAAGGCGCGGCGGGAGCCCAUGGACAACUUCCCGUCGGAGUACCACAUCCCCGUGACCCCCGGGGAGGACGGAGGCGGGAGCGGGAGCGGCGGGUACCAGCCCCCGCCGGGGUCCGUCCCCACGCCGGUCCUCAUCGCCCAGAAGCUGGCGGAGCACCAGGGCGACGCGGCCGCGGGCACUGCCCUGCUGCCCUCCAUGCUGGCCAAGCGGAGGCGGAGUCUGGACUCCACCAAUCCCGUCCCCGCGGCGGUCAAGCAGGGCCCGCCCACCUCGGCCAAGCCGGCCAACCGGAGCGCGUUGCUGAGCAGCAGGGACCUGACCCACGACGUGGCCCUGCGGGCGGUGGACCGGCGGGCGCGGAUGAGCCCCAUGGAGGGCGGGGAGCCGGCGUGCGUGCGGAACCUGCCCACGCGGAGCGUCUCCUUCCGGGACCCCACGCCGGACAAGUCGCGCAUGGAGGCGCUGUCCAAGCUCGGCCUGGUGCGCGGGCGAGCCAAGUCCAUCACGCCGACCGUGGACCCCAUCUCUGAACCCACAAAACAUGCACCCCCCACCGCAACAGUCACCUCCUCUUCCUCCUCCUCCUCCUCCUCCUCCUCCCCCUCUUCCUCCUUUUUGGCGCCCAGAACCGAAAUCCACACCGAUUUUAACCGCUUCGGAGGGAAGUCGACCGUAGUGACCCCAUCGCCAAUGCCCCCGGCUUCUCCAGAUGCCCAGUCGUCCUCUCUGUCUCCCACCAGUGCCGACGUGGCAUCCAGGGACUUCAACAGCUACGGGGGCAAGACCAUCGUGGUGGUGCCCACAGCCUCCACCUCCAGUAGGGCAGUGGACCCAGCCCCAGCCCCACCCCCAGCCCCAGCCCCAGCCCCACCCCCAGUCCCAGUCCCGGCCCCCGACUCGGCCCCCAACUACCCCCCUCCUGCGGCUCACUUCUCUGCCCAGCCAGCCAAGACGGACCCCCCAGCCGUGGAGCUCAACAGCUACGGGGGCCGGACCAAGACGAUCGUCCCCGCCUCGGCGCUGGCCAGAGCGGACGUCGUGGACGGUCCGGCGAGCCACCCGCCGGACAUCCGGGCCGGCGUGCCCACUCACUCGCCCUCUCCGCCGGCUACGGUCAGGGGGGAGCCCCCCAACACCUCCAGCCUCUCCAGCGCUACUAGCGUUAGCAUCAGCGCUGCUAGCACGAGCGCCAGCCAUAGCUACGGAGGUAAGAGCAAGGUGAUCACUCCAGCACCGCAGGUGGUGCCCAAGGUGGACCCCCACCAGCCUGAGGCCCAGGCGGCAGCCCCAGACCACUGGAGCAGAACCCGGCCCGAGGUUAUGGUGGCCCGGGAGAACAGCUUCGGUAGCCGGACCCGUGUGGUGGUGCCUGGUGGUGGUGGUGGUGGUGCGAGGGGCAAGUCCGCCACUCUUCCCCCGACGACGGCGCCCAAGCCUCCCAGCCCUCACCGCACGCUGGAGGCCCCGCGUCUGCCGUCGCCCAGCAAGGUGACCAGCAAGCCGUCGUUCCGCUCGCAGGGCAUCACCGUCCAGUUCUCCGGCCGCGGCGUCACCGACGACUCCAGGCGCGAGGCGCUCCGCAAGCUGGGCCUGCUCAAGAACGGGUCAUUACUGUGACGCACACACACACACACACACACACACUCACACACACACACACAGAGUCUCUCUCUCUCUCAGACAUCUGUGUGUGCGUGAGAGUUAAUGGUGUGCACCACAACAGCUAACAAUAGCAGGACAAUAAAGGAACUCUGAAGUAAAAGAACACUAAAAGAACACUAAAAGAACUUCUAAGCACAGAAUCAGAACACUAAGGACACUGUGACUGUUGGUAUCCAAGCACCUGGAAAGUGCUUGACGGCAGCACUGGAGGUAGAGACAAUAGCAGCCAGGUGUUGUCUCAGGUAAAACACCUGUACCCCAAACAGAUGCUCUUAAUUCUUCACCUUCCUUUGGAUAUUUAUAACUUCAGUCUAUCCCUCUGUCUGUGCUGGAUUCCACCUCCCCGUACACCUGAAUCCUGCAAUCCAUCCACUACUCUACCCAAGCCAACAUGGCUUGCUCUCAUUGGAUCCAAAAUGGCCACCACUGUUAGGAUCCAAAAUGGCAGCAAAUACAGUAAAUACAUAGGUGGAAACCAGCGUGAUCAGCCAUUUCCGUCUCACAGUCUUACUUUAUAGCCUUAUAUUAUAUUAAACAAAACUCUUGUAUAAAUCCGUCCUCACCUCACACAAACGGGACUGUGAAUUUCGCAUUGAGAGACGCUCCAGAGAUAGUCCCAACUUUGGUACGUCUGAUACAUAAAGAAACUGGAUUGGGACUCUUACCUGUGCUGAGGAUACACUUUCUCCCUGGGCAUUAGAACAGCAUGUGUGACUUUACUGUGUGACCUGGAAUCAUGUCUUUGGUAGAUGUUGCCAGGCUUAUAUUGCAGGUCAGUUGUGUUGAUUGAGUAAAUGAUGAGCGUGUUGCAAGUUUUGGCCAACAGUGAAACACUCCCAGUCAUUGAUGCUAAUAGCUCUUUGUUGUUACAGUACCUAUAAAAAAGCGAAGACUGAUGUUUUAAAUGAUCAGCUUAUGCCAAGUCUCGUAAAGCGAGCGAACGCCAUUGCCCGCUUGUCCAUGAACAACUUCCGAACAUCUUGAAAGAGCGAGGGAAGUCUUUGUAAGAUCGUAAGAUCUAAACAUCUAAAUCUGGGGGGGGAGGGGGAGGGGGGGAGCAGGGAUGGCUGAGUUUUCAUCUUUAUCUAGUUUACACCAUCUUACCUCACGCGGCCGCCGGUGGUUGUUCUCUGUUUCUGAUGUACAGUUUGAGUCGUGGCCUGCUCGUACAGCUGGACUCUGUGUUUCUCUCUGUGAUCCAACCCACCCCAACCCCACCCCUCACACCACAUGUAUGUGUGUGUGUGUGUGUGUGUGUAUGUAUGUGUAUGUAUGUGUGUGUGUGUGUGUGUGUGUGUGUGUGCGUGUGUGAGAGUGCAGCCUGGCCUCAUAGAUGGCUGGAUGUCUGGGGAGAGCGGCAUAGUGAGGAGUUUUAUUUUUAAGCCCUGAGCUGCUGCAGCCACCGCCGCCACAAACGCCGCCCGCCAAGUGUGUAUGUGUGUCUGUGGGUUUGUGUGUGUGCGUAUGAGUGCAGCCCGCCGAGUGUGUAUGUGUGUGUCUGUGUGUGUGUGUGUGCGUGUGCGUGUGUGUGUGUACAGUAUGAGUGCAGCCCGCCGCCUCAGACUCGGAUUCUGAUGCUGCAGCUGGGAGUCGAGGCCGCCCACUCAAACCACAGCGGCCGGUGCUGGAGCCCAGGCGCUCACUACUCCUGGGCCCUGCUUGG
Molecule: messenger RNA, 4031 nt
Organism: Sardina pilchardus (European sardine)
Lineage: Eukaryota; Metazoa; Chordata; Actinopteri; Clupeiformes; Clupeidae
Product: proline and serine-rich protein 2
Exons: 4
Coding region: 278-2323 (681 amino acids)
Source: RefSeq, a predicted model, not a curated record